Molecule: messenger RNA, 29470 nt
Organism: Porites lobata
Lineage: Eukaryota; Metazoa; Cnidaria; Anthozoa; Scleractinia; Poritidae
Source: the annotation of a GenBank genome assembly
AGUGCUCGUUUCCAAAAUGGCUUCCACAACAGAACGGACAAUUUCGGCUUGUAAUGGACUUCAAAUCUCCAAGAUCUCCAAUGACUGGGCUGAAAUAGCUUGGAGUUCUGAUUUUUGUGAACCACUAGAGCUUCCAGAUUUGCUAGAAAACUGCAUAGUGGACCAUAAAUAUUACAUCAACGAACUGCAAAAUUUGUUGUUAAUUUCAAGGCAGUGGUCGCAAGGAAGCAGUAGCAGUUCAAAUGAUGGUGAGCUUUUGCUUUGAGUAACUACAAAGUGAGCUGUUGAUCGGAGCUUUGCUACCCUUCUUUCUGGUGAAAUAUAGAAUGUAUAGGAACAGGCAACAGAUAUCAACGGGGCUCUCCGGGCUCUGUCUGAACAAAAAAAGCUUUAAAUAGAGAGAUUCCAUGAUCUAACCGUUUAUCUCGUUUUAUUCAUUAGAAAAGCAAUUCAUAUGGUUAACCCUUUAAAUCCCAAGAGUAUCCAACAUCUGGUUUCUCCUAAUAAUAUCGGUGCAUCGUCGAGAGAAAGGGUCAUGAGAUUACAUAAAAUGGUCAGCAAAGUUAAAAUGCUUUGAUCUUCUAUCAAAUUCUGUCAACUAAUUUUUUUAAGUAAGUGUAUGGAGACCAGUCUGGACAAAUUGUAUGUGGAUAUUGGGGCUGAAAGGGUUGAAAUAUAUAAGCAAGAUCUUGGGUAUUUACUCUCAACAAUAGCCUGAGAAAGCAGCGGGUAUUUCAUGAUGCCACCACUGGUUUCCCUGCGAAAUGAAGUCUUAGAAACGAGAGCUGAAACUUCCCAGAUCUGGGCAGUGUUUCUGAUUGGUCGUGCCGCUUGGAAAAUUUGCUUCAACCAAACAGAAGCACAACCCAGAUCUGUUAAGUGACACUUAGUCAGUACCAUGGAACCUCAAUAUAACAAACCUCUAUGUAACGAAGUCCCUGGUAUAAUGAACAAUUUUUUUUACCCCAGUAAUUGUAAAAUAUGUAGAAAAGAACCUUGUUAUGAAUAGCAAACACAUUUUGCCAGUCCCUUGGCCCUUCAUUAAAUCGAGGUUCCUCUGCAAAGAAUUUCUGCUCGUUUCUCAGACAUUGCAAAAUGUCGGUUGCAUUCUGAGGCUAUCUCAAAAACACUGGUGGUGAAUGGCUGGAGACCUACAAGGUUAAAGGAGGUGCCAGUCGGGUCGUAGCCUUUUUAGCCAGAGUGGAGUGACAGUCUAAUGCUUCGCAAGACCUAGUAUGCAUGGUUUCUAAACAAAGCCUGACCCAUAGUACACAUUUUUCUAUUAUUUUACAAACUACUGUUUAGGAUUUUCUCUAAUUGUGAAUUUUCACCCUUACCACCUUGGAGACGGUGACAGACUCAAAUUAAUUGAUUUCAUUGAGAACUUGAGGUUGGGAUGGAGGGUCAUUUAAGUAGUGUCAACAUAAAAGUGAAAUGCCAUACAGUAUAUAUAUGUUGUAGUUAAUUUUUUUAUCUUUUUAUUUUUCUACUGUUUUUGGGUAUGGUAAUGUAUGCUAAAGAAUUUGAAACAAAGGAAAAAUAAAAAUUAACUGAAAUAAAAAAUUAACUGCUACAUAUAUGUGUACAGUACUUGAGGCCAAUGAGAAAAAUUAAUUGACUCUGAUAUUAAGUCAAUGAGUAUAAGAAUACAUAUUAUUUUAUUAUGAUUUGUAAUGUUUCUUUUUUUUGCUUUGACUUCCAGGAUUAUGGAAAGUUCUUUCAGAAAACAGCUUUUCCCAUAAAGCUCUGAUUUCAUUACUGCACUCUUUUAUUGGGUCCUGUAAUAAGGUAACAAGAUAGUAAUAAGUUAAAUCCUAGUUACCUCCAUGGAUUGGGCUAUUGCAUAUAAAAUAAGUUACUUAUGUUACUCUUUUCUUACAUCUUUCACAUGAGCACUUUUAAAUGAUUUUUUUAAGCUAUUAGUUUUUCAGUAUAAUAUGACUUGUUUCAUGCUUUUUUCCUGAUUAGUUUUUUCAACUUGAUCAAAAGGCAAAUUCUCCAGCCAGACCUCUGGCUGACAGAAGUUGUUAAAACAACAGGGAGGCUUCUUUUAGUGAUAAUCACUUUGAUCAAGCCUUGUUGCAUGAAAUAAAUUUGAUACUGAGCCUAAUGGGAAUGAAUGGAUUUAUUUGGAACAUUAAAACUGACUGACUUUUAAGUGUGGUUAGCUAGGCAGCAACAAAUUCUGGAUUAGAUCAACUCUGUUAGUCACUAAAACAAUGAAAAAAAUGACAAACAUUUAGGGAUCCGUAGGGUUACAGACGUUAAUCCCAUCCAGAUUUUGUUGAUGGUUAGUUUAGCUCCUUUUAAACGUCAGAAAAAUGAAUGGAGCCUGUUAAGAUGAAGGCUGGCUAAAAAUUCCUAGUACACGGCUGCACAGAUGCAGGUACUACUUUGAGAGUGCCAUUUGCACGCAGUUCUUUACGAAAAUAACUCAUUUCAGCAUGCAAAGAAAGUCGUGUCUGAUAGCCUGGGGCUAGUGGAUUUUGCAAUUGGGCAGGAGCUAGUGAAUCCUGUUCUUAACUUGCCUGAAGGGAAAGUGAAGUUUUUUGGGAAAUUCAAAUUACAGAAGAACUGUAAUCAAGGGUGCUCGUCAAUAGUUUUUUUGGGCUACUUAAAGGACUCUCCGAAUGGCAAGCCAUAAAACCGACUUUCUUUGCACCCUGCAUUUAAAUAUAGAAAAAAGUUUAACUUCUCUACAACAGCAACCUUCAGCUACACUGUAAGCGACCAUAAUAUUGUAGAAAGCUAAAAAUGGGAUUGAGUUUACGUGUAUCUGUUGCUGUUCAAUUAAUUUAUUUCUGUAUUUUUUUUGUUAUAGUCAACAAAGGCUGGACCUAAACUUGAAAGCUGCAUAUUAGCUUCUAAUAUUUAUAUUGUGUUGGUUCAAAUCCCAGGUAAGACAGUAUACCUGCCAACUCUCACGCAUUAUGCAUUAGUCUCACACCUGCAGACCAAACUUAACACAUCAAUCUAGCCUAUGAAGGACAAUUUCAAUUUAAAUAGGCAUAAAGUCCUUGCAAUGAUCGUCAUUGUAAAAUGUACAAUUGUUGUCCCAUUUCAGGUAGUGGAGCAUACAAGGUAUUUCACCCCUUGCUGUUCCAAAAAGCUCUAGAUGUGCUGAGAUUUUGGCCUCAGAAAGGUACACAUUAAUAAAAAUAAUGUUCUGUAGAGCUGGUAAAAGGGAUUCCUAAGGAAGGGGAUGCUGUAACAAGUUUGAUGAUAAAUGGAGCUGGUCAGUUACGUUGUUACUACUAGACUGUUGAUACAUUGUCAGUCUUAGUUUGUGUUUGAAACAAUCUUAACCCAUUCGCUCCUGGAGAUGUUGCCCAAAAACACGUUUUGAAGCUAGUCUAGUGGUUUUCUGGUCACUGUCGUGCUAUAAAGGGCUAAGACUUACCACAUCCCGGUUUACAGGUCAUACACUUGGCGGCCUUCCGAUCCAGGUGCAAAACAUCAGCUUGCGAAGUUGGUGCAUGCGCAGAAAGCAAAAUUUCGAGAUAGUUUUUGGGUUUAAAAGUGACACAGCAGUCUUGACUUUUACUUUUCGCUUUCUCUCCUCCCUUCUUUUUUCGCUUUUCUUGCCUUAUUUUUUUUUCUCUUGCUGGGCAUUUAGUAGGCUUUAUUUUGGUGGGAAGAGUUUUUAGGAAGCUUUUAGGAUCUUAGGAUUAGGUGAAAGGAAAGGUAGGUGGGCAAUGGAACAAGAUUUUCAUGGAGAUUUUCAGGUCAAUGUCACGUGGUUUUUUGCUUCUUUCUCCGGUGUCCUUGACUGAAUUGUGCUCAUUCUGGUAUGGUUUGAAAGAUCUCUUCACUCUACACAAGUUAGCCAAGAAAGUUGUCCUUGACCGUUAAAACUGAUGACGUCACAAAGGGUAGAAAGGACCUGGAUCCGCACGGGCGGUUCAGGGGCGAAUGGGUUAAAUGCCAGUGUCUAUUAUGGUUUUAAAUAGGAAGGAAUGAAAUUGGAGAUAUUUUUUCCUAACAACCUCUUGAUACAGUGGAAGUUCUCCUAAUGGACACUCCCAUAAGCUGACAGCUCUACUAACGGCCACCUUCACAAAACCCCGUUUUUAUCAACUCCAUGUACACUCCGGAUUUUUACAUUUCUGUAAGCAGCCAGCUCUAGUUAUGUAUACCUUUUUUGCAUCACAAGGGUGUCUGCUCAUGAGAGCUUCUUCUGUGCUUGAAACAUGUAUUUUAUUUUCAAGAGAUACCUUUCUAAAGUUAGUAUUUUUAGUUUCAGAAUCAACCAUUGCCCUACUGUAAGUGACAAUACUCUUAUUGUGUUUUUAAUGGUUGCAGAAACCAAAAAGAGAAAAAGAGUUGAUGAGGAAGCAUCAGGCGGCCGCAGAGCUAAGACUCGAAGGGGGCAAGGAGGUGAGUGUGUAUAUAUUACAAUGACAAAAUGGAAAAACAUGUGUGUUGGAGAGAAACAAUAAGGUAGAGUAAACAUUCUGAAGCACCAGUACACCAUGAAAGCUCUUCUCCCAGCUCUGUGUUGAAACACUCAUUGGACUGGUUCUUUUCCCUCUGAAUGCAAAAACAGAAGGAAACAUGUAGGUCACUCCAGUGGCUUUUUCAAGGCUGUAAACAACCCCUGGCUGGUGUUAGUUAGGUAACUUGAUAAAUCCGCCAGUAGAGUAUUCAAUUGACCCUCAGCUUGCAAGUUCAACCAGCUAUAAUAAUUAUUAUGUAUGGCAACCAUUGUCAGGAAGUCAGUGUUCAUGACAAAAUAACCUGGUAGGCACCUGUGAUAUAAUAUAGUGUUAACACAAACUUGCAUACUAUUUCCUCAGCCACAUAGUUAUGGCAAAAUACAUAUUGUAUCUGUUACAGGUAAAAAUUAAAUUCAGGUUAACAUUUAACCAAGGUUGAUUCUCCAUUUCCUUUGUCUCCUAGCCCUAAUUAAUCAUGGAUUAGGCUUAGCAGCAGACAAAGGAAACAGAGAAUCAACCUUGGUGAAAAAAGUUAAACCUGAAUUUAAUUUUACUUGUAACAUAUCCAUGGUGCAAACAGUAAAAGUUGUCUGUUUCUUACUACUUGAUGGGUCUGUACCCAAUUUUUACCUUAGUGUUUGCAAAAAGGCUUAGAUCAUACAUCAGAUUUCCAUAAUAUUCGUAGUUUGGCCUAUUUAUAAUUUUUAUUUUAAUGUAGGUGAAAUUGAUGACAUGGAAAAUGAGGAUGGUUCUGAUGUUGAUGAUGAUGAAAGUGAUGAUGAUGAGGAGGAUGUUAAUGGUGUCCAUGGUCAGGUUAAUACUGAACAAGCCAAGGCUAAUGUGAAAAACAAACUUUUGUCACUGAUGCAGGUAUGCUGAAUAGCAUAAUAAUGGCUCUCAUUAACUGGGCCAUUGGGAUUUUCCUGGCUAUUUUAGAAAGUUAGUGAGCUGUGACUAUUUCGGAAGAAACACUCUUUUUAAUUACUUUAUUUAUUCUGUGUAAUUUUUGUUUCUUUUCUGGGUGUGUUUUACUUGCAAUAAAAAAUAAAAAUAAAAUUUAAAAAAAAAAACAAACAAAGAAAAGGGACAAAUCCUCAACUUACAUAUUCCAGGGCUGGAAAAAACUUGCUCGUCCUUUGGGCAAAUAGCUCUCUCAUUUUUCUUGCCCGGGGCCACUUCUUCCCUGCCCCAUGGACGGAACUUAAUAAUAAUAAUAAUAAUAAUAAUGGUUUAUUAACAGAUCCACUGGGUGGCUCUUCCCUGUUAAAGUAUAUCAAUUACAAUUUUAAAAAAAGACAAAUAAAUCAAAUCAAGUUAUUUACAAAUUAUGCAAUAUACAAUUAAAAGUAGAAGCAGGAUUAACAGAAUCGAAAUUACAGUAAAACUAACUAGGACCAGAAUCCUUGUUCUGGGCCUCCACCUGUGUUCUAGGAUUUGAGAAUGUGCCAAGAUUGGGCUGUUUUAAAUGCCAUUGUUGAUUUGCCAAUCAGGUUGAAGGGAAAAUUGGAACACAUUUCCAGUAAUAUUAUUUGUUGUGUCUGUCGGGAGCCCAGGACAAGGAUAUCAGCGCUGCUUCACCGAUGUUACUUAACCAGAAAGAAAAAGACAUGUUCCUAAAUAAUGGGCACAAACAAGUUUCACUUGACAUUUCAAACUAUAAGCACUAAAUACUUUUGCUUCUAAAUUAAUUUUUUUACAGGAUGCAGUAAUGCUUUUAAGUGGCUAUUCUCUCAAAGAUUCCGAGCAGGUUCUCCAUCAUGUUAUACAAUUAUUUGUGGAGACCACAAGACUUGAAGCAUUGCCAGCUGAUCAAAUGAUUCUGAAUUUCCCUGGGUGAGUAUUUAUAGCAGCUGCUCAUAGAUUAAGCCAUAAGCUGUUUCAUUAUAACCUAUAACCUAUUAUACAUGUAACCUAUAGGCACAUUAAUUUAGAUAAAAUAUGUUAUGUGAUUCAAAAUGAAUUGUAGAUAAAACCAAUUCAUCAAGGCUGUUUCAUUUCCACCAAAGUGAAAAACUAUGAAUUGAACUAGUUUGAAAUGGUUCUUAUUGAUCGUGCACUCAACUUACUGCCUGGGUGACAAUUAAUAUUGAGAAAACAGUUAUCACCAUUCUUUUUAUUUUAUGGGAAAGUUAAUGUUUUAUUAUUUUAUCCUUAGGGACCAAAUAUAUUCAGUGAAAUCCAUUACAUCAUUGGCUUACAUUGUAAGUACCUAUUGCUGUCUUGCAGUUUUUUGUACUCUGCCACAACUUUUAUAAUAUUUAAAGUAUCAUCACCUCUUGUUUUCCCAACGGCAUCUUUCCUUAGUUAACCGGUAUCAGUGUAACUCAUUCCAAUGCAGGUUUUGAAGACUACUUCCUUUUCUCUCAUUUUGUUUGUUUGUUUGUUUUUUCAGGGUCUUGAUUGUCUUUGUUCCACCCUUCAUGGUGAAGUUGGUGCUAACUCUCGCACAGUAGGUUUACAUUUUAGCAAAAUAUUAAAAGCCAAUAAAACCCUCUGUUGUGUAGUUUUGUGAGGAAAUUAUUUUAAAAAUGGUUCUAUAAGAAGAAUUAACCUUUUCACUUAGACUAUUCUAUGGAGAGACUAUUUUUUUACCCUAAUUUCUGGAGCUAUACCAUUUAAGUGAAACUUCUUUUCAGCAGAAUCGUGGCAUAUACUAUUUCUUUUUUUAGGAUUUUACAAAACGAAAUCUGAUUAUAUUUUUGGUGAAUUUUUCGUGGGCUACUAUUAGGAAUAAGAGGUUUAAUUUAACAACUACAAUGUGUGAAAGUUCAAUAAUAUUAAGUUACCAGGUAUAUUCCAUUAAAUUUAAGGUGAUAAUUAUUAUUUUACUUUGGGCCGCAUCCAGAGUUUAGCAAGAACAAUGUGUCAUUUGCACUAACACAAAACAAAUUGUUGGCAGGUGUUAAAGCACUUGAUUUCCAAUGUCCUUAUGGUGUUUGGAGGUUCAAUAGCUAGUAAUGGUGUUAUAGCAAGAGACAUUCAAACUCUCAAGGAUCAGGCUAUUCAUUUUAUCUGGUAAGUACUCUAUUGCUUUCAAAAAGAAGAUAAGGAUAAUGCCGUUUAGAUAUUCAAGCAAAUGUGGCUGACUUUUGGGCGAGUGCCUACAUCCAAAAAAGAUGGUGAAAAAAGAGACAUGCAACCAUUCAUUAUCAGUAAGCUGAGCACAUGAACUAAUUAUUUCUUUUCAGCUACAUGACACACAAGGAGAACGACCAGAUGUUAAGUGCAGUUCAAGUCCUAGUGCAACACCUAUGUACCAAGUGUCCCGAGCGAGCUGAGUACAGGAACAUUGUAGCUAAGGUGAGAGAAUGUUUUAAGUGGGAUGAAUUCAUUGCAAAAGUUUUCCUUUGGUUUGAUUCAAACAUUUUGUCCCACAGUUUGUGAGUGCAACGUUCGGUUUUCAGUGCUUGCAAAACAAAAAUUAAUUCUUCUCUGAAACCACUGUAAGCUACACAAUAAACUACGGCCAGUUGUGGUUGUGAAUGCUUUAAGGAAAUACUCAAUACUUACACGUGAAGUUUAAGCAUGUGGUUGUAGAGCCAGAAAUGUUGGCAGUAUGCAGUCACUGAUAACCAGGUAUAGAGUGAUGGCUGUGCUGAUAAUGAGAAUAAGUUUAAGCAAUUAGUAAGCAAAGUACACUUCACCUUUUAACUUCUUUAUAUGUCCAGGGUUCGCAAAUACGCCAAAUUUGGCGUAAUUUACGCCAAAAUUGUUCAGAUGACUCCACUGAGGUUACGGAGGGAGUCACUUCGACUUCAGAAAUUUUCGGUAACAAACAGGGAGCCACUUCGACUCCAGACAUUUUCGGUAACAAACACAGUUUUGUCCUUACCUUUUUCGCAACAAGUACAAUUUACGUUAAUUGUAAACGUUGUAAACCUUAAUUAAAUCAUCGAAAUUAAAGAAUUAUACUGCACGACAAAACAGGAAUAGGGUAAAUUACGAUCAAAGUUUACUCGAUGACCGCCAUCAUGGAUUUGAGCUUUCCAGGUCAACAGACCAUCACAGCUAGUUCGUGUAUCCCUCACGAUAGUGUAUACAUGCCAGGACCACGUGCCGGAAAGUCUGAAAAUGGCUUUUUUGUUGUGAUACCUGACUCCAAAUAUUACAAAAUGACUCCAAAAUUUGUGAAGCAGAAGUCACACCGACUCCACUCAUCAAUAAAAUUUGCAAACCCUGUAUGUCACUAGCCUUAAAAUUGAAUCUGGUGUGAAAUUGGCAGAUGAUUUUUGCAAAACACCAAAUGGCCUUGAAACACUGAACGAAUCUGAAUUUCAGUUUGAGGGUUGGAAAACUGACUGAGUGAAUCAAGUUCCAGUCCAGUUUUUGAUCAAGCUGUAAACUGAACUUGAUUCACUCAGUUUCCUAACCCUAAUCGCUCAAACCUCAGAGUCAUUUUGCCUUUCGAGUCCUUCAAAAUACCUCUGCUGGCAUCAAAACUUGAUUUAUUUUUUAAUUGACAAACUAAAGGCAUUAAAUGCAUGCUUAUCUAGAGAGAUUUAUUCCUGUCUCAAAUUUCUUCUAAAACUUGAAAACAAUGCGAAAGGAAAAAAGGCAACAGUGAAAAGGGUAAUGUUUGCACUGAGUGUAUUUGUCACUGCUUAAAAAGAUCAGUACUGAGUGAGGGUUUACUGUUUAAGAGAGACCUUGAGAUACACCAUUUCCGUGUAUGGGUAGGGAUAAAGUACCCAUAUGCUUAGGCAUAAAUAGGGGUAAAUUGCCUCUUAUUGCUGAGAAACAAGUAGGCUACAGUGGAAGGUAAAGGUUGAUGUCAUUAUAUCACUUCUGGGAAAUCAUGUCACCUUUUGUAUAACUAUGUGGCAAACAUGUUCGUUUACUCGUACCUGAGGAGAGAAAUGCUGUAACUUAAGGUCACUAAUAUCUUCUUAUAACAGGCAGUUGUGGACAUCAUGAAGACUCUUCCAGUCAAUGUUUAUGCCAACCUUAUCGAGUGGAUCAAUAAGUAUUCCAAGAAUGUAAAGGUAUCAAAACUGUGUUAAUGUUGUCUUCCUCUUGAGUUCUCAUGUACUUCAUACUUUAACUUUUUUCAUUGCCGUUUUUAGAAUUAUUAGUAUGUAUUUCUAAUAGGCAGCAACAAAACUGUUGUAAAAUAAUUCAAUUUUCAGAUCAGUUACAGAAUUUUUGCCUUGGAUGUAGUUUCACUUCUUUUAUGUGAACCAGACAGACCUCUUUCAAGUGGUAAGUAAAGAAGAAACAUCCCAUUUUAAAAAACUCUGCAUGGAGUUAAAGAUAUAAUUUACCAAAUAAUACACUUUACAUAUCCUCUCCAUAGUCAUAAUCUGACUGCAGAAAUGAAUUGUGUAUGCCAUAGGUUUUGAUAAUUUUAGUGCUUGGAAGAUAUGGAGAAUCUACAUGAAUAUGUUGUAGUUAAUUUUUUAUCCCAGGUAAUUUUUGUGUUUCUUUUGUUUUUGAGUCUGGUAAUGUAUGCUAAUGAAGUUAGUUAAGUUAUCAUUUUAUUUGUUUAUUUGUUUUUUAUUCAGUGACAUAACAUAAAAAUAAAACAUUACAAAAGGUGUUAAUUAAAAUAUAAAUUGAUGUGACAAGGAAGACUAAAUGAGCUGGGAGCUUAUAUUAAUAGGCUUCCUUAAAAUGACAUUAUAGAAGUAGUUUCCUGAUAAAAAUUAUUUUUAUGUUUUAAAACAGAGGAUCUGCAAGAUGAUAGGACAAAGAAGCUUCUUAGUAAGAAGUACUUGCUGGAUAUAGUUGUGGCCAGAUGUUCUGAUAGAGCACCAACGUAAGCAUUACACAGUGAGACCAGUAUUAAAGAUACACCCACGGGACCCUUGCUAGUGUCCACUUAAUAGAGGCUCCCCCUUACAACAGGUUUAUUUUACAAAAAAUAUGGGAAGUAAAUUUGGGGACUUAGUAAGUGUCAUAUGUUAAUUUUUUUAGGGUGCGUGCAAAAGCUCUUCAGUACUUUGCUCAGUGUGCUACAUCAGAAGACAGGUCACUGGUGUUGAAAGUUAAAGAAAUGCUUCAUGAAGCAUUAGAAAAUCCAGCAGAUGGAACACCCACAGUAAACAGACAAACAAGAGGUGGGUCAGACAAACUCUAUUUUCCUCAUUGUGGCAUUUUUGUUGUGACUUCAGCAGCAAAAACAAAAAUAAAAUGUUGUUGAACACUUCCUCAAAAUUAAAAAAAAUUUAUUUCAGAAUAAAUAUCAGUUAUUAUAUAAACCCAAUCACAGUGUGUGGUUCAGGUCAAAUUCAUGAAGUAGUAUUUAUGUGAAAAGUGUGGGAAGUGGGUAUUAGUUGGCUAUUUACAAGUAUGGCGAGGAUUUGAACUCGGGACAACCAAGAACAAGUCCAGCAAGUGGCCAGAGUGGGACUCGAAUCUGGGACCGCCGCAUUGCGAGUCUGAUGCGGUGACCACUCAGCCAGGCUUGCCUCCUGAUUUUAGAUUGGGAAAAGUACUAAAUGGGAUACCUCCCUUCCGCACCAUGAAGCAGGGGAAAGUGCACUAUUAUAUUUGCAUCAGGGAAGGUCAUUGGCUUCCCAAAACAGUAUAAGUAAAACACUCAAACAAUGGUCCAGCCCUAAUAACCAAUGAAAAUUAGGCAAGAGCAGGAAACUUGAAACUUAUGAUGGUACUCAUGAGACUUAAAUAGUUAACAAGUUAACUGUUCUUUUUUUCACUUGUGUUUCCAUUAUCAGCUCAACAAACUGAGGUGCGGAGCAUUGGUUCCAUAAUUAGACGGCGAACUUGUGAUGAGAAAGUUGGUGUUCGAAAAGCUGCACUGCAGGUUAGUCAUUUGUCUAGCAUUAUACAUCUUCAUGCCAGGGCUCUCAUUAAGUUUUGAAGCAGCCACAGCAAAUGAAGAAUAACUUGCAUAACAUCUCACGUAAAAUUUGUAGUGUUUAGUUAGAUUUCCACGCACUUUGAUCACCUGUAACAUCAAGUGAGCUCAGUCAUGACAGGUGUUACGAGUUACAGCCCUUAAUGAAAGCUGUGCAAGCACAGGACAUUGUUAUUCCCAGAAUUUUCCUGGCAGUAAUCUGUUCCUUACUUCUUUGUCUCUAUAGGGCUCUGGAGAGUGUUUUUAGAUACCUUUGGCUUUGACUAGGAGUAUGAGUUUUCAAACCCAGUGAAUGAACUUCAGAUAAUAAAAAAAGCAGUAGUUUUACUUUUUAUGCCUGUUCAUGUGUUUGUAAGCAUCUGCAAAAUUGAGUUUUUUUGGAACAGUAAAACCUACAUCUAACUCAAGAUAUUCUUGAGUCAUACUUCUCUUUGAUCUUGUAGACAAAAUUAAUUUGAAGGUCACUGUUAAUCCUGCUCUAAUCUGUUCCUUUCCUUUUUUUCUAAGGCUCUGGAAAGUGUCAUUACCCUGAAUUUGGAUUCUCUGGAAAAAGCAGUAAGUACUUCAUUGAAAUAAUUAUCUGUAAUUAUUAUACAAGCACUAGCACUAUGAUACUAUCUUGCAACGCAGCUCACAACUACAAUGCAAAAAUUAUCCUGGUUCUACUAGCACAUCUUUAACAAUAUCUAGUCCACAGGUUGAAUGAAUAAUGAUAUUAACCCAUUCGCCCCUGGAGAUUUUGCCGAAAAACGCGUUUUGAAGCUAGUCGAGUGGUAUUCUGGUCACUGUCGUGCUAUAAAGAGCUAAAACUUACCACAAACCGGUUUACAGGUCGUACACUUGGCGGCCUUCUGAUCCAGAUGCAAAAUAUCAGCUUGCGAAGUUCGGGCAUGCGCAGAAAGCAAAAUUUCUAGAUAGUUUUUGGGUUUAAAAGUGACACAGCAGUCUUGACUUUUACUUUUCGCUUUUCUUGCCUCAUUUUUUUUUCUCUUGCUGGGCAUUUAGUAGGCUUCAUUUUGGUGGGAAGAGUUUUUAGGAAAGCUUUUAGGAUCUUAGGAUUAGGUGAAAGCAAAGGUAGGCUGGUAAUGGAACAAGAUUUUCAUGGAGAUUUUCAGGUUCUUGUCACGUGGUUUUUUGCUUCUUUCUCCGGUGUCCUUGACUGAAUUGUGCUCAUUCUGGUAUGGUUUGAAAGAUCUCUUCACUCUGCACAAGUUAGCGAAGAAAGUUGUCCUUGACCGUUAAAACUGAUGACGUCACAAAGGGUAGAAAGGACCUGGAUCCGCACAGGCGGUUACGGGCGGUUCAGGGGCGAAUGGGUUAAUACUGACAAAUAAAUUUAUACAGUUGAACCUCCACAUGCAACCAUCUCUUGUCAGCAAACAGCUAUCCAAAACAAAAAAAAUUCCCCGUCUUGUGACCCUGGUAAAUGAUCAUGCCCACUUUUUGGGUUGACAGUUUUAGAAUUUCAAUUAUUUUAUAUCUUCUUGUAAGGGACCACUUGUCUCAUGUUCAAGUCCUUGUUGUUUGGCUUUGGAUAGUGACUGGAUAAUAACUGUCCAGCAGAUACGUUUUAGGGAAAUCAUUGCACUAUCAAGUUGAUGGAGAUUUAUUCAGGGGAUAGUGUUAUCCACCUUUCCUUUUUUGAAUUUAGGAGUCAUUAGGGUCUUUGGAGAUUCCCUUGGACCCCCCCCCCUUACCCCCUCCCAACAUGUGUACCUUCUUCUGAUAAAAAGGAUGAUUUAUUUCUUUUCAUUGAUUUAAUGUCCAUGAUACUAUCAGGAUGUCCUGACCCUUCAUGAUCGUUGUAUGGAUCCAGCACUGUCAGUCAGACGACAAGCUAUGAUAUCACUAACCACCCUCCUUCAGGAGAGACCUGCCUGCACCAUGGUACACAGGUAAGCAAGAGCCAUUUUGACUUCAACUGUCUGUUUUCCAAAGAUGUAGAUGUUCAUUUGGCCCAUACACCAAUUCUCACGUGUACCUAGCCUUUGCCUGUGAGGCUGGCAGAUAGUAGGGAUUCACAAAAACAAGGUCAAGGGAAAAUGGUAAAGGGACCAUCAGCUUUCACGAUCUCUGCCUAGAAUUGGCUUAUUCUGUUAAAGCAAUGUGUUUAAAAAAGGGAAAUCUGUGACGGAGGCUAGGCUGAGAGAGAUGUGCUUGACACACAUUUACUGCAUAACUUUGUCAAGAAUGUUUGUUGGAAUCUUAGCCUCCAAAAGGUCAAGAUUAUAGACCACUGGCAACUCAGCUAAACUGCCCCAAACUGGGAUACUUACAGUUAUCACAGAUGUAUAAGGGAAUUAGUUGAGGUUUUUUGUGAUGUCAAAAGGUCAAGGUUCUUUAAGCAGGGUUUUUGGUAGCAUUUUUAAGUACCAGAUGCAGAGGUUCAGCUGGCAGACUUGCAUCAUUCGUCCCGCAGGUGCUAUUUCUAGGGUGUCCAGGGGCAUGCUCUCCAAGAAAUUUUUACUAUUUGGACUCUCUAAAAUGCAAUUUCUUGCGUUAUCUGAAUCAGAAUUGGUUAAACUGGAUGGUCUUUUAAGGCAUUAACAAAUGCUCACAAAAAAUGAAAUAUUAAUUGAUUUUCACACUUCAAAAAAUGUAUGUGUGUGUGACGUUGUAUCUGGCUUGAAACAAAACCGCUGCUUAAGUCUUCUUCACAGAUAAUACUUUUACUCAAAUUCGCAAGGGAAGAUGGUUGUAUUUCCUCUUUUGUUCCAAUACAUUUUAACCACAACAAUAACAACUUUAUUCGUACCAAACGGUAUGCAAUAUUGAUUUGAAAAAUAAAUUAACAAAAAUAUAGAGAGUACAGGCUGCCCCAAAUAACCAUAGAGGCUAAAGAAAAAGGGGCAGAGCUCUGCACUCUUUGCUCCUAGUCAAAUGUAACGUUACUCAUUCAUAAGUGUGCAUUUGUCUCACAACUGGUCUUGAAAAUUAGAAAAAGAGCUAACCCUGAUAAAUUGGUGUGCAUGAGCAGUCUGUUAUGUGAAUGCAGUUGUCACUGUACACAAUACUAACUGUUAUGUGUAUCUUUCACUUUCAGUCUGUGGUUGGAUGGAGUGUUACCCCUAGUGAUGGACCGAGAGACUACUGCUCAAGAAAAAUGCUUUCAGAUUCUGGAAGACGUACUUAUCAGUAACGUUGUCCCUCAAUCAAAGUUAGUAAAGGGAAUGUUUUUUGGUGCGAGUUUCAGUGCAAUGUGCUAAACCACAGCCCAUUAGACCUAGCCUGCAGAACAGGCUCUAUUUUUUCACAUUUUUCAGGUGAGCAGUAGCGGGAUAUAGAGCAAUGGGGGAAGGUGCAUAAUUUUCUCCACUCCUUCCCCUGUUACACAUGUCUGGAGCUCCACAUCCACUUCUUGCUCACCAGAAAAAAAACACAAAAUUUUAUCGCCUUUUCUGGCAGAAAAGUGUACCAUUGUACAAUGUGAUCUAGAUGUAAUGUUUACUCUAAUAAUCCUUUGUUGUGACCAUUGUUUAGAUCAACUAAUCAGUGCCAUAUUCUUACAUGGAAUCUACUGGAUCAAAUUGCCAGCCCCGCAGGACAAGAAGUUAGGUAAGCAUUGAGUAGGGAAGCCUAAUUGAACAAGAAGUGGUGAAUUUCAAAAGGAGCUUUCACACAUUUGUUUAUUUUACCUGGGGUUAAUUGCUGUAAUGCACAGUAAAGAAAAGAACAAUAACACAUAACUUUGAAAUCAUAUUUACUAAGUGAUUGAAAAGUACUUAAUUUAAAUUUCGUAGACGCUAUCUUCACUUUGCAUUUCAACACUGGUCAAAACAGAACAGAUUAUCAAGCAAUUUGGUGAAGUCGCUGAUAUCUCACAUUGAUUCUGAGCACAACAAGGUACAAUUCUGUUGAUAUUUAAAUUAUUGUUCAGGUUUUUGUUUCAAAAGAUGUUGUAUUAAUUUUGUAAUGUCUUGAGUCUAAGACCCCCAAAACAUCUGAGCCUCCAAAAGGAGUAAAACCCAUGGCAUCUUAUAAUGUUAGGGGCUUAAUUUAACCAUUGACCUACUGUAUGGUGGAUGUAUACUCUCGUGGUGUUCAUACAUGUACGGUAUGUGAUAUGUGUUAUGCACAUGGUUAGGCAAGAAACAUUGGAUGCAUCAUCAGUGAUGAUAAACGAUGAAAGAUGGCAAAUUUUAGUCAUGAAGAAAAAAUGGGAAAGAUGUUAUUUUGCCUUUUUGUAAUACUGUGGAAGUAUACCAUGUGCUUCUUAGUGAAAUUUACUCUCCUUCUUGACUUGCAGUCAGCGUGGCUUUGUCUCGCAGAGAUUGGGUCAUCAUCAAAUAAACUGGAUCAUUCUUUUGUGGUCAAAAGUUGGAACGAAUACUCUCAAGGAUUGAAAGGUUUGUCUUUUAGGCCUUUAAUCUGCCGUUGGCACUGGAAAAAGACUUCUCAUUGUCAGGAUUGACAGUUGAUGUUAGAUCCUUACACUGUAAAGUUCUGUAAACAAUGACUUUUAAUGAACCGAGUGACGUUGGUUUGCUUCAAACAUUUCACAAGGUGGUGGGUCUUUAAUUUUUGUGAUUUUUUACAGCCUUGAAAAACGUGAAAUUUAAGACCCGGGAAAUUAAGUACCAAUAAGGUAUUUUUUUACUGACUGUUUUAUUUCUCAGACUAUGAUUGUGAGACGGUUUGCCGUAUUCUUGCUGUGUUGGGGAGUACUGCCCCUCUCCUUCCCUCUGAUGCUGUUAGUACACUUAUAGGUAGGUUUAUAAUUAGUUAGUUUGGCUCUUUGAAGUAAAAAUAUAUUUAAGCUUGGGAGUGUGAAAUUGUGGCUAGACCACCAGCACUGUAGAGGAGGGUUUGUACAGGUCACGGAAAACCUUGAAAAUCAUUAAAUUCAUUUUCCUGGUAGGAAAGUCAUGGGAAAUUAAAGUUAUGUUAGAUAGAUUAGAUAGACUGCAGAUGUCAAAACAAGGACAGUGUUAGAUAGAGAUGAAUAAUUAAAUGGCAUAAUUUUAGUGGACACCAAAGUUUGUGUCUGUUGAAUUGAGUUAGGUCAUAAAAUACACUGAAACAAGGAAAUUUUUAAAAAUAUUCAACAAGCCCUAAGGUCAUGGAAAAAGUCAUGAAAGGUCUUGGAAUAAAUUUACAGAGCUCAAAAGAGUAUGAACCCUGUAAAGAAGUGACGCCAUCACGCAAACUAAAUUAUAAUGUCGUAUGUAAAACAAAAUGUAAUGAGAAACAAAAAAAAUCAAUUUAUUAUCAUCAUUUUUAUUUUUCUGCCCAGGUGACCUUCAGCGUAAGCUUAUUAUGUUUGAUUGUUCACCUGACGUCAUUGCAGCUAUCAUUGCUACUCUCUGCAAGGUAUUUCCGUCAGUGAUGACUACUAUUCUAACUUAAAAUGUGUGUGAUGUUUUUCACCCUUUGAUUUUAAUUCUCAACAUUAUGAGAAGUGUGCACACAUGAACCCAUUUCACUGGGAAAAUGCGAUAGCCCUCAUCAUUCUACCACAGGUUUUAGUGAAAAUGUCGUAGUGACGGAAACAAAUUAUCAAAUGUUAAGAGUUUUAUCAUAUCUUGAUCGGGAGAGGGCUUCAUUUCCUGUAAUAAAAAUAACUGUGUUAAGUUUCCUUGUGAAUAAAAGGAAAAGAAGCUUUCCUGGGUUUCUAUUUUUUUUUUAGAAUACACAAAAAUAAUUUAAGUUAAAUCUCGUCCUCAUACUCCUGAAGAUCUCUAAUAAUAUUAUUCCUGGACUGGUUAAUGUGAUAAAUUAAGCAGUUAAUAACAUGCAAUUCACACUUCCUUUUUUGCAGCUGUGUAAAGUACAGCCAGAGGAAAGGGUAAAUGAAAAAAAUUUGUGUGAUUCUUUUGAAGAUUUCACUAGUGAAGGAUAGUGGAAUAUUACAAAUAACUGCUGUCUUAAAAGAAUGAAUUAUUAUUUCAACAGAUUUUAGUUUAAUUAUCAUCGUCAGACUUGACUUCUCUAACAACAAUAUUCAUUUUCAUUCCUUUGCAUAAAUACUAUCAACAAUAGCAAUUAACCUACAAAAUCAUAUAAUAGUAAAGUCAUUCAGAUUGGGUAGCUUAAUGGUUAAAAAUAUUUUUUUGUAAAUUGAUUACAAUAUUACCAAUUGUAUCUCGGUAUUAGAUACUAUGUACACUAAACAUAAGUUUUCUCGUAACUUUGUAAAUUAUCAUUGGCUUCAAAAUAAUUUUUAGCUUUUUGCUUUUAUUUUCAUAGGGAAGUACAGAUCAUUGGUGUUCUGAUCUUUUAAAGGCUUCAGAGGAAUUCCUCUCCAGUGUUGCCUUAAAACAGGGUGCGAUAACUGAUGAGGAACUACUCAUGCGACACUUGUUUACUGUGGGGGAGGUGGCACAGGUGCACGUCAACUGGUUGUUAUAAUCUUGUGCAAAUAUCUUAUGUGAUCUAUGAACUGGUGAAAAGGCUUAAGGGUUCUAUUAUCCCUUACAGAAAUCAUACUAACUAUGCAUAAAUCAAUCAUUCAUGAAAAAUAUGUAGUGUUUUCAAUUGUGUUGCAAACAAUUGCAAAUUCUGUCAUGUUCACCAAGAAGAGAAAUUGCAUUAUUCAGAUCACAAUAGAGUGCUUUUUUUAAAUUAGGUUUAUAUGACAGAAAUGUGAUGAAACAUGAUCAAAGCAUCCAUACUUGAUGCGUUUUAGCAUGUUAAGAGAGUUGACUCUUCAUUUAUGACUUUUCUGUCUGGGACAUCAGCUUGUUCAUGAGAGAGGUUACAAAUCCACAUUCUUUUCCAAGAAUUGCUGCAAAGAAGAUCCACAAUACAAUGUAAGAAGCAAAUACUAAACAAUUAUAGCAACAGCUGUGUCCAAAACGCCAUGGCAAAGAAUCAAAAUUUACCAGUAAGUAAGGUUAUUUUUUUAUUAUCCACUUACAGCUUGCACCAACCAAGACCACAGAACGUCUGUUCAUGUUUGUGGAAUCCAUGUUGAUAUCUCAUAGCAGCAACAAAGAAGGUAAAGUGGCCCAGCCCGGCUGUGUACUCUUUAAAGGAAGAUGACUCGUUUUCUCACAGAGUUAUAGAAUGAUGUCUAUUUGGCUUUGUCCUAAUCUGUUUUGAAAUGAUAAAUGUCACUUUUCCAGCUUGAAAUGGUAUUUGAAAUUUUUUCAGUUACAGGCUCAAAAAUAACUUAAAUUCCAGCUUAUUCUCUGGAAAAGCUGCUCUCAUAUUUUUCUUGCCCCUGGCCAUCGUGUGCUUGUCAUGUUGAUGACUUGCUUGGACCCUCGCCUAUGGGCUGCAGGAAACUUACAAAGUUACUUACCAAGAAAUCUACUUCUUGAGCCCAGAAUUUCUGGAUUGUCCUCAAGUAAAAAAAUGUCAAAUAUUUAUCUAAGUAAUUAUGCCCUUUAUUUCAGAUCCUCUUCAAAAAUUAAAUCUUUCGCCACCAGUUAAAGCUCAUGCAUUUGUCACUCUUGGUAAGUAGUCUCAGUGCGGCCCGCUCAAACUAUUUCUCUAUGCAAUGGUUGUUUAUAGAGUUACUCAAAGAUUUUAUAGCAAUCAAUAUAAAAUCGGGUAUAAUAUAUAGCAACUUGAAAGUUUGCGUGGUUACCUUAUCUUUCAAACCACUGUUUUAUAACUUUGAUUCAAAUAGCCAUGAACAUCUAGGAGGUAUUGUCCACGCAUUUAUAAUGCUGGCAGUAUGCAAGUAAGAACUGUGUUGAACAACAAGGAACUUACAGUCACUUAAGAAUAAAUAUAGAUACAAAUGACAGUUUUGCUUUAAGAAUUUUUCUCACUUACAGGAAAAUUGUGCCUUCAAAAUGAAGAUCUAGCAAAGCAGUGUAUCGCAGCACUUGCCAGGGAACUAGAAACUUCAAAUGAUCCAGCCAUCCGAAAUAACGUCACAGUAGUAAUGUGUGACUUGUGUGUCAGGUAAACAUUGAUUCUUUGCCAUAACUGCUUCUCCUUUUAAAAAUUGAAGAGAUAAUUCAGAAUAAAACCACAUAUUGCAACGCUAACUCUCCGUAGAAAAGCUGUGUUGUCAGAACUACAAGUCCUCUCACAUGCCUCUGUUUUUAAAAUCUACUCAUACGUUCAGGCCGUAUACAGCUUUUCAGUUAGAAGGGUUUGAGAAGGGUUACAAACGGAGCAUUUAUUUUAUUUAAUUAUUUGUUUACAAAAGACAUUAUGAUUGUCCAUUUCCUUGUUUGAAUUCAAACAACUCUUAGAGACAUCGCAAAUGAGUCAAUAACGUAUGUCAUUAUUAAAGCAACAGCGAUCAUGACUAUCCGAUAUCCAGAGAAAAAAUGGAAAAGAAGGGAUUCCAUCUGAUGAGUGGACAGGGGAGGGUUGUAAAUAAGUGGGUUCAUAAGUGGAAUAUUUUUUCGUUUUCAUGGGCCUGCGAGCAGGGAUUGCGUCGGCUUAUCACAAGACUACAAGUUGUGUGUUAUUUUCCAUAGAGAUAGAAAAGUGAACGAAGAACACAAGCGCGUGUGAAAAUCGCUACAAGCAAGGACGGUAACAAACUGAACAGGAAUUAUGUAAUAUGUGGCUUUUUUGUCCCGUAAUGAACAGUUCUGCGAGAAAUGACAGGAUGGCCAUCCUACGAAACAGUUUCAAUUCUGCAUCUCUUAGAGCCAAUGUAUUUUUUUGUCGCAUUCAAGAGAACUGAUGAUGUGUUAAAUGGUCGUCAGUUGUUACUUAUUAUCACUUUUUUUUUAUAGGUACACAAGUCUGGUUGAUCGCUAUGUUCCAAACAUUGCUGCUUGCCUUAAGGACGGUACAUCACUUGUGCGAAGACAAACACUUACCCUCCUCACCCAUCUACUGCAGGUAUCAAAGUCAACACAUGAACCAUUGGCGGUGUUCAUACUAGCGUCGGUUUAUCUGUAUCUUGUGUAAAAACGAUCAUACACCAUUCAUUGUUGUAAUCACGCUUGAUAAGUUCUUGAAUUUGCAAGGGUCUUUCAUCACAUGAAAGUGCCGAGUAGUGUCAGAUAUAUAUAUAAAAGAGGACCAUGACAUAUUUGAGUAUGACUUUAGAGUUGAAAAAAAAAACAUUCAUACAAAAUUAGCAAGUGUUAUGUGGUGUUGGAUGUAAAAUGUGGCUGGACCUUUCGCGAAAGGCUCUAAGUAAUUCGAAUUCGAUGCUACAAAUCUGUGCAGUGAUUACGGAUCAUUUUCAAGUUCUAAUAACAGGCAAUUAUGUCAUGUUAUGAAUAAGUAAGUGCAUGUGCUUAGUGUAUCAUCAUUAUUUUUAAUUUUUUAAUUAUUAUUAUUUUUAGGAAGACUUUGUUAAAUGGAAGGGUGCCCUGUUUUACCGCUUUGUUACAACACUGGUUGAUGAAGAUGUGGAGAUUCGCAAGUUUGGUUUGUAUCACUGAUGAUUUAAUAACAUUAUUCAUUGAUGUUAUGUGAUGACGUCUUAUUUUUGUUCUUGUUGUUGUUGUUUUAUGGCUAGAAAGUUUUAGCCUGCGUAGUCGGCGGGAUCAUGUUUUUAAUAUUCUGCCGUCGCAGUUUUCGUCCCUAGAACUGCCCUACUGUCUUUGACUCUGGGUAGAUUCACCAGCACUAUUUAACAAUUAUUCCUCUCGCCCUCAUGGCCUCUGAGCUAUUGACUCAGAGACCAUGAGUGUGAGAGGAAUAAUUGUUUUAGUAAAAUCUAACUAGUCAAAAAUAUCGAGACAAAACAACUUUAGCUAGCAAAACAGGAUUCAGCCGCCAUUGUUUUGGUUUUCAAAGCCGGUCCUUUACGCUACUAGUGGACUAUAACAUAUGUCCUAGUAGUAACUCAACCAAUCAGCACGCAGAAUUGGCUCUGACCACUCGCGGGAUUUGUUCUCGGUCGUCCCGAGUUCAAACCCGAGGCCACGCUUGUAAACUAACUGACGUGAACUGGUUGUCUCUUGCCAGUUUUAUUUGAAUUAUUUCUUGUGUAUUUGAGUGGAGCACCUGUAAACUCGCUGGAAUGAGCUAUAAACAAGCCUCUAAACCUUUUCAUUGCUUUGUCUUCUUGUAUUUCAGCUGAUUUUUGCCUGGUUCAUCUUCUGCUGUCUAGACACCCAGGAAUGCUCUAUCAGCACUUUGUUGAAUGUGUGUUCCACUUCAACUCCUUUGAAAAACACAAAGGUGAAGUAGCGACAUCCGUAAGACUUUCAAAAAUUACCAUAAAAUCCCAGUUCAAAGGUGGAGCUGUGUGAUUUAUUCUUCAGUCCGGAUAAGCUGGUUUAAUAGUCAGAAACUUUGUCAGUUAUUAGGUCAUUCAGCCGCCAUAGAUCUGUCCACUGACUCAGUCAGACAAAAUACUCUUCGCGUGGCUUUUUUUACUUACUUUUGCCUUUUUGUUUUAGUAUACAACAAGUUUGCACAGACAGAUAGAGAGAAGAAACUGUUUUCUCUCAAAGGAGACCAUAAUUCCAGGUAAAUUAUCCUUUCUUAUGGCUGAUACCAUCGUCAUUUUUUGCAAUAAUUAUAAGCAAUAAAGUAAUUUUAACAAAUUUCCCAUGUUUGCUGCGAAGACCCUUAAAGGCCUUUUUAAAUCAUUAGAUUUAUAAGAAAACGACUGCGAGUAAUUAUGUCUCUAACAUCCAGAUUUCUUUUUUCAGCAAACGAUUCAUCAUAUAUCAGUUCAUGCUAACUCACAUGAGUGAUGAAGACAGGUUUAAUCUCACAGGAAAGCUUUGUCAAGAGGUUUGUUCUGAAUGAUCUCUGCACAUAACAACUCUCAGUCAGAAUUUGACUUGUUUUCUGUAAUUAACCGCACACUAUUGAUGAUUUAAAAGUAUGUUUCAUUAAAUUCAGGUUUGAGCUAAAAGAAGUUUCAUACAGCUUUGAUAUAAGCAAAUGUUUGAGGAUUCUAUUGGUAUAAACUUGCAUAGAAUUUUAACUUGUUCUGACUUGAUUUGGGACCAAUCGCGUAUAAUGAUGACGAAAAAAAAAUUAAAGAUUCGGUAGUGGCUAGUGUUUGUUAAGAAUCUUGUGACAUACUGGUAGUAUUGAAACCUGCUCUGGCUCUUACACGUGUAUUCAACCAUCUCAGAAAAACAUUUAUUGAUCGUUUUUAAAUUCUUUCUUCCUGGAGGUUCUGGGUUGUUUUACCGAUGGUGUGAUUAGCUUGGAUCAAGAUUCAGCUGCUGUUCUUAAAGACGCACUGCUUAUCCUAAGUAGCAAGGUACAACUCUUCCUAGUUUGUGACAUGCAUAACAGUUGAAGUUACCUAUCCUGUAAGAUGGAAAUGAAGCAUCCAAAUGUUUUGAUACUCGCUUAGUAUCGGUUUGUUUGAAGCCGAGAGAACAAAUUUCAUAGUCGCGAUGAAAUGUUCAUCUGACAGAUCAGAGCAUUUUGUGGGUGGUAGGUAUAGAGAGAAUGUCCAGUAUUAACGACGUUAUUGCUCCAGACCAAACAAAACAAAUACAGUCUAACCUCUCCUUACGGACACCUCUCUAUUACGGACAGUUCGUUUGGUCCCAGGAAAGACAAAAAUCAUACAUUCUCUACCUCUAUAAUACGAACACCUCUGUAAAGCGGACACUUGGUUUUGUCCCUUUGGUGUCCUUAUUAAAGAGGUUUGACUGUACACACUUCAAAGCGAAACGGGGCAACUGCAAGCACAUCAAUCGUACGGCACGUAUAGAAUGUUGAUGCUACUGUCCAAAGCCUCACUGCACACACUAGUGAUAGUACAGGAUAAAGGGCGCUAAAACUCCAAGGGAAAUGUUAGUACGCUGGCAAUUGCAGAGAAGGCUAAUGUUACGCAUUCUUGCUCUUAGUUGUGAAAUAAGUUAAAUUAUAUGUAGCUUAGCGCAGUGCCGUUUUGAAAAAAAUGCAGCUUGAUAUAGUACCUUUCAUAUCGGAAUAUUUUAUUUUCCAGAACAUCAAACUGUCGUCCAUGAGAACAAAGGCAGCAGAAGACCUCGCAGAUGAGGGAGAUGCGGCAGGAGCUGCUAUUGUUCAAGCAAGAAACAAGUUUCUAACUCAGGUAAUUUAUCAUUUGAGCAAUGUCACGCAAAUGAUUUGGGAAAGAAAUGCUUUUUCGUCAGUUUCCUCUUUCCCUCUUUGGGCUAUUUUUUCCCACACAACACUGGUACAACAUUACGUGAUUUGUUGAAAACUAACGAGGACAUAGCUUCGAAAAGUGGCAAAAUUUUGCAGACGUUUGUCAGUAUUGUAGAGGGCCUGCCUCGUACCCAGACGUCUCUCUCUCUCUCUCGAUGAAAAUGUGCGCGCAAAGGAAGGCAGGAAGCCUGAGGAGGAGACUGGUAGUGGGCAAGUUCGUGCCCCCCAGCAUUCAACGUUUGUAAAAUUUCGCGUUUUUGUAGAGCUAUAUCCUUGCUUGCGUUUAACGCGAUAUCACCUGGAUUUAAACUCGGUAAGUUUCCUAAUUCUAAGCCGCUCUUUCCGGCAGUGUCAAUGAAAAUUUGCUACCUGGUCUUUAUCAAAACUUGAAAAAUACCGUGGAAGGGUCUGUUGGUAAUCAUUUUCUACGGCAUUUUCGGUAAUUCAAAAACUGGACAAAUUUUUUUACCAUUUAAACUUGUCUACAUCGUGGUCUCAUACAGAAACGUUCUUUUGGCUCGUUACGCAGUUCGCCACUUUAGAAACAAAAAGGGAACUGCGACCGAAACACGUACCGCAAUUGUUUCUUCGAUCGUCACCGGUGACGUGCCGGUCAGCUAUUGGCCAAUUUCUAACAGUCCCAGAAGUCUUUUCGAAAGUCAACUCGGCUCGGUGUCCUCGUUUCUAAAGUGCCGAAUAUCAAAAGAACGUCUGCAUAGCAGCAGUCUAGCGAUAUUUUGUGAAAACAUCGUAAAGAUAGAGAAUAAAGUUCAUACCCAGAAUUGGAAAGGUCUUGGGUUAAUCGUUUCUUAAAUUAUUGAUCAUUUUAACAGGUUUUAAAGAAGAACAUGAUUGAGAACAUCAUACCAAUAAUCAUUGAACUGAAACACAUGGUAAGGUCUUAAUAUUCUAGUCAAAGCCACUUUAAAAAGUAGUUAAUAACCGUUACAGUACUUACUUUUCAUGGACUCGUCUCAGUUCUUUGACUGUUAUUUUGAACUAUAUCCACAGUACAGGUAUUUACAAAGUUUUACUAUAAAUUGACAAACGAAUUAAAAUUUAUCCAAGAAAACACUAUAUUAGUCUCUCUGUUUAUUUGAGGCAGAUGGCUAAGCGAAACUCGUAAGUUCGCGAAAUCUCGCGUAACGCGAGGAGACGCGACGAGUGCCGGGAAAAGGGAAACAAAUUUGAACCAACGAUUUAACUAUUUUUUCUUCCCUCUUCACGUCGCAUCCCUCUGGGCGAUGUUCUGCAAGCUCGCAUAUUUUGGCCUUGCUCCAUAAUCUGACAAGAAUUAAAGAACCUGUUCUUACUCUGCUGGCUCCCUAAGCAUCAGCGCUAAUUAUGCUAUUGCAUUUCAGCUUGAGAAGCAGCAUUCUCCUUUGCUCAAAGAGCUGAUGUUUUGUUUGAAAGAAGUAAUGAAGGAUUACAGAUCUGAAGUUCAGGAUGUGCUGUCAGCGGACAGGCAGCUAGCAAAUGAAAUUGAGUUUGAUCUCAAGAGGUUUGAGGAACAGCAGAAAGAACUUGAAGAACAAAGAAGGAAACAAAACACUCCCAACAGCUCUCCACAGGUGUAACAGCGUUUAAUUUUAUCUUUUAUUUUCACUCACCUUUGUGCGAAAAGGAAUACACCAUGUCUUGUUCGCUCUUAGCCUCUAUUUCAGUACUUAACCUUGCACACCACCGCACACUUGAAUGAGUUACAUUUGCGCGUAAAUGAAGAAUUGUCACGCUAGGAAAGGAUGGCACAAGAUGCCAGUCGCACAAAGCUUUCUGCAGACGUAAAUUCUAGAGUUAAAAAAUUAUAGAGUUUGACUCGGCCUGACGUAAAGAGUUGUUCAGCUAGCCCAGGACAAGGUAAUUCAGAGCUGGCCUAGAUUUUGCUCUGUUGUUCUACUAAGAAAAAAGGAAUGCACACGUCCUUGCUUCAUUGCUUCUUUAACAGCAGAGACAACCGUGUUCGAGCAAGAAGUUAUUCCGCAUUAAGGAUUUUCAUCUAUCAGUAACAAAAAGAUUUUCCUACAAUGUAUUCAGAUGAUAUUACCAACAUAAACAAGCAAAAACUAUUUUUUCAUUGUUUUCUUAGGUUAUUGUCAACAGGCAAACCCCGUCAAUCGGGAGCACCCCUGUCCAGGUUGCAGAGUUUGUUACUCCACAGCUACGGAAUGCCACGCCCUCUCCCAGAAAUGGUAAAGUUAAAGAUUGUAAGGGCGCUUUUCAUUUGUCAGAACUGGCCGCCCGGACCAUUGCCCGACCAGUCAGUUUGAAAAUGAAAUAGGCUUUUUCCAAGAGUUUUUGCUGAAAAACCAUCUCCUUGGUGCUUACGUUUUGGAAUUUGACUGAUCUGGUUGGAGAGUUGAUUAAAAAGGAAAUUCUCAUUGCGACGGGAAUGGUCUGGCUGGUCAGUUCUGACAAAUGAAAAGCGCCUGAAGUUACCAUCGAUCGCUUGCCGCUGAUGCUGCUUGUUGCGCACGCAUACUUAAUCAUAGUGACAGAAAACUUUUCCUCUUUCCGUUCAUCAUCAUCAUCAUCAUCAUCAUUUAUUAGCCUUUCUGUUACAGCAAAUUUUACAGAAUACAGCAGGUUGUUAGGCGAGGAGACCUCAAGAAAUCACCAGGUUUAUAGGAAAGGCCACCUCGACAUCACAAUAUUGUAUCCCAUAAAGCCCUUAUUUAUCACCCUCAAACUUUACAUAAGCGUUGAUUGCAGUUCCUCUCGCCACAAUACAAAUUUUAAGAGAAACUGAAGCAAUGAUACGUGAUACGUUUAUUCUAUGAUGUCGCUUGUCCUAGUAAUAAAAAUUUUUUUCCCUUGUGGAAUUUUUCCUUUUUCAGCGACCUCCAACAUUUCUCCCCUUGCCAGUGCAAUAGGGCGAAUGCAAAUCAACAGACGUCACACCAUGGCGGCUGAGCCACAGAUGAAUUCUCCACGCACCAGAGCUCUGAAUUCCAAUCUUUCUGUGUUGAUUAGCCCUCUUCAAAACAAACGACGACACACUCUGACCACAGCAGCUCUUCUUAAUUCUGCUCGCAAGGCUGUCGAUCAAGCACAUAGGAUUGCUGAACAAAACAAGAAAAAGAGCAUCGGUCACAUUGAAGACCCAAAAGAAAGCGGUGCUGUGAGAGAGGGACCUGAAAAACGCACUCCUUUGAAACCUCUAAAUCCCAGGGCUCUAAGAAACAAUGAUGAAAGAGCGGCCAGCACCCCUGAAGGUAAUAUUUACUUGUAUAGGUUUUUAGAAUAUACAAUUUUAUGAGAGAAAUUUAGCACCAGGUCCCAGUUGUUAAAAGGUAAAUAACGCUAUCCACUGCGGGGAUAGCGCAAUUAGUUUACCUAUCUACUUAUCCACUACAUAGUGUUUUAUCCGGUGAAUAGCGCUAUCCAGCUUUUGAAUAACUGGAACAAGUAACAAAAUAUCGCAUCUUGACCUAUUUGCCCAUAACAUUGCGACAUUUAAGGUGACGGCGAUUUUCCGCGGCCGCCUAAAGAGAGCUACAAGGGCGGCUUUUACAAUUCAGUAGUUUUAGAUUUCAGUGUAUUUGCGGAAGUCAUCUUAUUUACAUAUUUGACAUUGUGUCUUGUAAGUAUUUAUAACAGUAAUCAUCUUUGGUUUUAAUCGCAGGGGAAACAACUCAUUUAUCAAGGAUUUCAUUUUGUGUGAACAACAGUGCUACAGCGCCACCAUCUCCUAUACCAACAUCCUUGCCAAUCAGGGUGUAUCCUGAGGAUAAAGGUAUGUCUUGUCUUGACAUCUGAAAGCUGUACAGGCUGCAUCCUCUUUAGGCGUUUCGUUUUCCCGUUUUUUGAACAGAAACGAGCGCGAAACGCGAGUGACUAGUGACGAAACGCAAGGUGCUAUGGGAAGGCAAAAAAAAGAGACUUCUGAGUACGAGGCAGUUGUGUAGGCCUCUCUCAUUACUCCUUUGAUGACUUCUUUUCCAUCCGACCAUCUCCAAAAAAAAAAGGAGAGAAUUCUUCCAGGGUAACAACUUAGACAUUCUCCUCCUUAGAGGCCUCUAUGUAUCGUAGGCAGGCUGGGGAGAGGGGAAAAUGAAAGCGCGCGGGGGUCGAUGGGAAGGGAAAAUCGAAGCCGCCGUUUCCCUCUUCCCAUCGUCCCCCGCGCGGUUUCUAUUUUUCGAUCAUUGCUUUUUUCAUUGGGAUACUCAGCGAGAGCCUCUGCGGAGGAAAGAGCAACUUAGAUACCCAUGGAUAGCCCUUACACGUGCUUACGUCAGACGUUACGUCAGUGAUUUCCCGAGGCAGUGAGUUAAAAAGAAUAUCCACGCACGAAGAAUGUAAAUACAAAGAAUUUUGCUUACAAACGAGGCGUGGUGAUGAAAUUUGCUCGUCGGACGUGAUCAUGCACAAGUGUCUUUCUGAUCAGCUUUGGUAAAACUGAAACGGGCAUUUUUUUAAGAAAACUGAUAACAACCCAACUAUGUUUCUUUCAGAGACUUCACCAAGCUGGGUAGAAGGCAAAGCUACUGAAGCAGAAGAGAUUGAAGAUGGAGAGGAAAACAAGGAACAACAAAUCAUCUGUUUAAUGUCACCUGAACAGAAGUAUGUAUAAGCUAUAAGGGACUGGUCAAAACGUACUGGCUGGUGGGCGGGCCGGAGCAUUUGGAAAUGUGGUGUAUAAAAAAACCCAUGGCCCACCCCCACCCCACUCUAUACUUUUUGACCAGUCCCUAAAGGACAAAAACACCAUCGAUGGGGUUCCGUUGAUAUGGACAUUUUAUACUAGUCCAGAAUCAAGUACGCAUAGUCAGAUUAAACUAUGUAGGCAUACAACUCAUUUUACUCACGCUUAGUGUUGCUGCUUUGAAUGAAAGAAUUAUUUUUGUUUUUGUAGGCCUCCAAAACCCAGGACUUGGAAUAUCAAAUCUCCAGUAAGUAAUCAAGAUUCAUAUUGAAAGUCAUUGAUUCCAUUUACAUUCAAAUCUCUCGUAAGAUCACCCAAAAUGUGGUCAUGUUGGUGUACCAAGACAAUCCUGUGGGAGUUGAACUCUUUUCUCAUGUCUAUGAUGUAAACGCUUUCUUCUGUUCCAUUGAGUAGAUACUGAUAACGUGAGUGAAAAUGCUGUAUAGCCGAUGAAAGAAGCGACAGCAUCCCAAAAACAUUCCCCCCAUACAGUAGAACCUUGAACCUCUAUAUAACGAAGUCCUCGGUAUAACGAAGGAGUUUGUUUAAAAAUAUACGGAAAAGUACCUUAAUAUAACGAAACCUCGUUAUAGCGAACAAGUUUUGCCAGUCCCUUGGCACUUCGCUAGGUGUAGUGCACUUGACACAGCAUCGACCCAAUUUUACACACUACGUAUCCUCAUUUUAGCUAUGGGUCGUUGCCACUUACAUGGGAAAACCGAAAAUUCCGGUUGGAAGAUCAAAUGGUUCGCGCCAUUCCGCUUGGGAAGUUUCAGGAAAUAUGGGCUGUGAUUUGAGGCAAUGCAAUUUUUCUACCCUUUUUAGUUUUUCAGCUGAUUUGGUUAUACUUUGUAGCGAAUUUUUCUCCCACCAUGUCAAAUUUUAUAAUUUUAUGUUUAUGCCCAAGAUUUCCACCCGCGCAGUUUGUGUAAUUGUUUAAGUCCCCACGUUUCCAGUCCCCUGGGCCUUUAUAUUGGGGUUCUACUGGGCAUAAAUUGCGAAAUCAGGGUUGAAUUACCCCGAAUGGCACAUACGCUAUAAAGUGAUUUCCACUUGUGAAUUGAGACUGCCUCAAUCAAAGUUUUAGAUUUUUUGUGAGUUGUGAUCAACUUUAAAUUUUCGUGGACAAACCCAAACUGUAAUGUAACUUACCCUUUGGUUUAUUGCGUUUUCUAGGAUCGCAAAAGGCAUUCUACCAGGAAGGCAAACAGCCAAUCACAGAAUGAUUCUGUUGCCGGAAGGACAAGGUCUCGGAAACGAAAGUGACCGUGAAACGCUAAUUUUACUGCAGUUUUUAAGUCAUUUUAUAUUUCUAAUCUCUGGCAACAUCAAAAUCACCAACAGAAGCUCAAAAUUGAAUUUUUUUAAUCGCCUUUUUUAAAAAUUAUAUUCCUGAUUUGUUAGCUCAUAAUCGUAGUGUUGAGCUGUGUUUUGGAAACAAUUUUGUAAGUGAAAAAAACAUCGGUUCGUAGUAUUUUCGUAGAGUUGAACUAUUGUGAACGUAAUCAUUAUCUUUUUAUAGCAUUUCUGCAGAAAUACAUUUUACGUCAUUAGUUAAGUAGUAUCGUAGUAUUGAAAGGGACAAUAAAAAGAGUAUGG